AGGAAAAACAAAUUGGAAAUCAAAUUUUCCAGUGUUAAAUAAAUAUUGAAAUAAAAAUCCAUUUUCAAAUACACAACCAAAUAACCACAUUUAUAUAAAAAAAGAGAAAACAUAAUUGCAAAUCAACAAACCCAGGAAGCCAUAGAAAAAUAUCAACAAAAAAAUUCAAGUGUUUUCAAAACAAAGCAACACAUUCAAAUUCUUCUAUCAACAAAAGAAAAAAAACGUAAUUGUCAAAGUGAAAACCAGAAAAGUAACAAAUUCUCAAAUAAACAAAUGAAAAUAAAUCUAAUUUUGCUGUACUACAAUUUCAUCUUUAUAUCAUCUGCAUCUAAAACUGCUAUCCUUCGACUAUCGCCAGCAUCUGACAGCGGCCCAAAGAGAAACUAUCUUUCAGCUGGAGCACUUUAUCCUCUUUACCCGAUUACUAUUAAAAACAACUCAACCUAAAACAAAAAAAUCAACUUCUCCCACACUCUGUGCCAAAGAAAAAAGAGUGGAGAGCGAACGGAAGAGCAAGCGAAAUUCUACGCAAAUAAAACAACAUCAAACCCACUUCUAAUUGGAUUAACUUGCGGAGCAGAACAGGAAAAAAUUUUCGGAAUUCUUUGCUAUAAUCUUCAUUGGAUACUGCUGCUAAUCAAAGCUUAGGAGACCCUUCUAUCACACUCGCGCAACCACCCAUACAUCCAUCCGUACAUCCGCAACCCUCCUCUCAACAACUAUCCAUUAUUUUACGAAGUUAUGAAGUCAUGAGACCGACAUUCGAUCGAAGCCUUUACAUAUUAUUGUUCAUUAUUUUAAUACAAUGUAUUUCCUAUACCCAGCAACAAAAUAUCAAGCCACAGCUUCACCAGCAGCAGCCACAACAACCACACAGACCCACCGUUGCCAAAGAAAUUGGAGAAGCCUCCAAUUCCUUGACAUCGACCUCAGUUCCGGCAGCCACAGCGCGACAAUGGAGCCGAAAACAUGCCACAGUCAACGAAGAUUACAACCACCUGAUGCAGAGCCACCACAACAACAACAACAAACACCGGCCAUUUUUAGACAGCGACGAAGAGGAGCAGCUGCAGGAAGACGAAGACAUCCAGCAUCCCAUCCUAGAUGACAAUAAAUUGCAACAAUUAAAACUCCAUAAAGAUUUCUAUUAUCAGCAGCAGGAAAAACAACAAAAACUAUUGAGAGAGCAAGGACAGCAGCAAAGUGAUAUGGAGGAUGAGGCGGAGGCGGAGGAGGAGGAUGGCGAGGAUGAAGAUGAGCCGGAGGAUGGCGAAACUGAAGAUGAGGAUAACUUCAGUGAGCAUUUUGUAAAUAAUAAAGAAAAAUGUGCCAAAAAUUGUAAACCAAAGCAACAACAACAACAACUACAACAAAAGGAAACUGAAAAUCAUAAACAACAACAACUACAAAAACAGAAACAAAAACAACAACACUCUACCAAUAAUUCUCAAACUAAAGCUAGAACUUCUCUAAAACCAGCUCAUCAUCACCACCAGCGAGGACUUUAUCAGCUGGAUGAUCAAACCGCUGCCACUCACCCCUCCAUCUCCUCCUCCUCCUUCUCUUCUCCCUUGUCUUCAUCUGUUCCCAACAACUCAUUCUAUUCUUCCUCUUCGUCGUCGUCUUCUUCGCCGUCUUUAACCAAAAAGAUUUCCGCUUCUUCCACAGCCUCCUCGGAGGAUCCCAGAAGCCUUCACAAACAACCAUCCCAAUUGCCUUUAAAGAAUGAGCGCAACGUUUAUUCGAAUUCACAAAACAAAAACAAAAACAAACAAACUCCUGCCAAAACAAGCUUAAAAGCUUUAACUAAAACCGAGCACCAAAGAAUCCAUGUGGCCCAUCGGCUGCAACACAAAGAAGUUAAGAAGACACACAAUAGGGAAAGCCAACAUAGAGCGAAUAUGUGGCAACAACAACAACAACAUAGGGAUAGUUAUCAAACGAAAAGCUUUAAAGAUGGCCAAAAUGAGCAGCGAGAGGAGGAGGAGGAGGAGGAAGGUGAAGAAAAAAUCGAAAGAGAAAGAGAAAGCUCCAAACGAACCCGCAGAGAAACCGAAGAAGUUGAGAGCAAACAAAGUGCGGAGGAAGAUCACCAUGAAAGCACUUUGGCCCUGACAGAGGACUAUACCUCCUUCUCCACGACCAGCAUGGAUUUAGAGGCAACCUCCCAGCCUUUUACACCACAAAACUCUCAAAACUCAUAUCUCAACCAAUCUCUGGUGAGUGGUCCCACCUCCUCGCUUUCCAUUGUGGCGCCCACCCAUUCGAUGCUACCCUCAACGGUGGCCAUGAAAAUCAAACGUUCUCACACCAAUGUUCGUGUCCCUGUGGAGGUAUUGAACACUCCCAAGGAGGCCAUGGUCAUAAUCGAUGAAGUGGAGGAAUAUGAGGGUGCUGCCGAACGCCAGCAUGAAUAUGCUCAAAUGGGAGUAAUUGGCGGGCCAGAAGAUUAUCCUCACGACGAGGAGCCAAGAAUUCUGCCGCUGAGACCCAUCUUGCCAAAUCCCUAUGACGCGGAAGAAAUGUCGGUCGUCUAUGCUGAACAGCAUUCGGAAAUACGUCUAAUGUGUGAGGUCGAUUUGGACAUUGCCUCCAGCAUGUGGUAUAAAAAUGGCCAGGUUGUGCAUGCGAUGGACCGCACUACCCGGGUGACAGAUUAUCGUUUCAUUAAGGAGGCAAAUGGUGCCCUAACCAUUACCAAUGUCAUGCUGGAGGAUGAUGGCAAGUGGCAGUGUGAAGCUGAAAAUACCAGACACUAUACGGAGAAUGCCAGACCGGUUAAAUUGGUGGUUUUAGAUCGUCCCAAACCUCCCUAUCUACUGAUCGAUGGUCGCCGGUUGGAUGCGGGUAAUAUUUUUGUUCCGGUCAAAGAAAACUCUGAACUAAAUUUGGCCUGUGUCAGUGAGGGUGGCAAUCCCCGGCCCACUCUAACAUGGGAAGUCCUGCUAAGUCCUGGCGUGGAUCGUCAUGCCCAAAAGGUGUCGGCUGAGGUGCUGGAACUGGAGGAAAUCAAAAAUGAAAAGGACAAAAACACCUACAAAAUCAAUAGCGGGGCCAAGAGUGAGGCACGUCUGCCUGCCGUAUUUCGGGCUCAUCACAAUGCCAGGAUACUCUGUGUCAUGGAACAUCCAACGUUGAAGAUACGACAAAAUGCCUCUCUGCUAUUGGAUGUGCAAUAUACCCCCUCCUUUGCCAUAUCACGCACCCCAGGUUUUGGCUAUCCCCUGCGGGAGGGCAUUGAGGUUUCUCUAAAAUGUGAUGUUGACUCGAAUCCAUCCAGCACACCCAGAUGGCAGAAGGAUGAUGGCGAACCACCGGUCCCUCAAACCGGUGAUGGUUUCUUAAAUUUCACCUCCAUACGACGCGAACACUCCGGCUGGUAUAAAUGUACCUCGCGCCAUCUAAACUAUCAAUAUUCAUCGAUUGGUUACUAUCUAAGCGUGCGAUAUGAUUCUGUGGAUGUCACCUCGGAACCAGACGACCAAGAUAUUUCAGUGGCUGCCGCAUCACACAAUCCCAACAAGGGCCAACUGGAGGUGCAAUUGGGUGGCUCAGUUACCCUGCAGUGUCCACAAGGUUCAUUGGGCUGCUGGUCACACUUGGAUCCAGUGACGGCACGUUUACGAGGUUUAGGUCACGGUCUGUCCUCACCCACUGGGCAAGUUUCGCUCAAAGAUGUUGUCUAUCAGGAUGCCGGCACUUACAAAUGUAUUGGCCAAUCGCCACAGAAUAAAAAGAAAUUGGAAGUCCUACAAACUGUGGGUGUUACAGUGAAAGGACAACCCACCGUUGUGGCCCGCAAUACCACACCCGUUGCAUAUCCUGGCUCCCCGCUGCAUUUAUCCGUUGAAUUUUGUGCCAAUCCCCCGGCCCAUGCGGCCCGAUGGCUGCAUGGUGAUCGGGUCUAUACGCCCGGCAAUCAAUAUGGCAACACUGUGCUGGCCUAUGGUUUCAAGGACCUUCCCACCCCAUUUUGCAAAGAGGCCCGCCUAACCUAUGUCAGCAUGCAUGAACGUGUUCCACGCACCUUCUAUUUCAUUGUCUCCUCUCCCGGUGGUGUGGCAGAGGCAGUGAUAAAAGUCAACUUUACUCUGCGUUAUCGACCCCUGGCCAAUGUCAUUGACGAGGAGGAAGAGCAACUGCGCGAACCCGAGGAAAUACAUUUUCCCGUUUUUGGUACUUCCAAUUGGAUAAGAGCCCAAUAUUGGUGGUGGUAUUUACUUAGCCUACUGUGGCUAAGAUAUUUGGUUUAAAGCAAAA
Messenger RNA from Musca domestica (house fly), 4263 nucleotides. RefSeq lists its product as uncharacterized. The transcript is spliced from 12 exons. NCBI's taxonomy places the organism in Eukaryota, Metazoa, Arthropoda, Insecta, Diptera, Muscidae. Gene Ontology annotation, molecular function: cell adhesion molecule binding. The record is from RefSeq and is a predicted model, not a curated record. Gene Ontology annotation, biological process: cell-cell adhesion. Gene Ontology annotation, cellular component: cell-cell junction. The coding region runs from base 753 to 4256 and encodes 1167 amino acids.